AUGGAGGCAUACAGACCAUCGCCGAGUGCCGGCUCAACGGCUGGCCUCUCUGCCCUGCUCGACUUUGAUGCCACCUUCUUCUUUCUCCCACUCGUCACGCUGCUGGGCUUCCUACUCCCCAUCAUCUACCUCUUCCCCCCCGUUCCCGCCACCAAGGCCGACGCCUUACAGCAGACACACGACCGCCUCGGCCUCGGCCGCGCCGAGAGCAAUCUUCGCACCCACAAUCGGCCUGCCGCCGCCGCCGUCACACCCGGUGCCUCGGCGAAGCUCCAAGCCCUGACCAUCUACCCCGUCAAGUCGUGCCGCGGCAUCGAGCUCACGCGCUCCCGCGUCCUGCCCACGGGUCUCGAAUUCGAUCGCCUCUUCACCUUUGCGCAGCUCAAGUCGCCCUUCUCCGUGUCCUCGACUGCCAACGCGGCGGAGAAGGAGGACGGCCACGUCUGGGAGUUCAUCACGCAGCGGCAGUUUGCCCGCCUCGCCAAUGUCAAGGUCGACCUGUACGUGCCGCGCGUCGAGGAUGGCACGCGGGCUGACAAAGACACCGGGUCGUGGAUCGUCAUGCGCUUCCCGUGGAGGGAUCUUGGCAUAAGGGGCGUGUUGCAGACCAUCGCUGCCAAGCUUGUGAGGGGGUGGUACGCCGAGGCCGAGAGGGAGUUCUUGCUGCCCGUGGAGUUCCCCACCAAGGCCGAAAUUGAGCAGAGGGGAUACGAAUUUGAGAAGGUCAAGAUCUGGAAGGACGUUGUCACGGCGCUGAACCUGGGCGUCGAUGUGCCCGAGGAACUCAGGUCCUAUCUGGGCGUGAGCAACAAGCUCGGCCUCUUCAGGAUUGAUCCCCUGGGGCUGCGGCAGGUGUUCCGCUGUGCGCCGCGCAAGGAAGAGAUUGGCUACCAACCCACCGUGGGCUUCCAGGAUGCGUACCCCUUACACUUGAUGAAUCUCGGCAGCUUGCAAGAUUUCGACUCUCAGGUGCCCAAAGACGGGGACCUCAAGUACCUGGACGUCAGACGGUUCCGCUCGAACUUGAUCGUGACGGGCGCUCCUGCUUACGAUGAGGAAUCUUGGCAAUCCAUCCGCUUCACCCCUGGCGCAUCCACCUUGACAUCGGACGCCAGCUUUCAAGUCUCGUGCCGCACCGUCCGCUGCAAACUCCCCAAUGUCGACCCUGCCACGGGCAUCCGCCACCGCGUCGAGCCCGACCGCUCGCUGCGCAAAAUCCGCGACGUCGACCCCGGAGCGCCCAAGAUGGGAUGCUUAGGCGUGCAGCUGUGCCCGCUCUUCGAGGACGCUGAAUCGUGCGAGACUGAGGAUUUGCGAAGCUGGCUUGAGGUCGGCAUGACGAUAGAUGUACAGUCCCGGGGUGAGCACGUGUACAUCAAGCAGUGA
Molecule: messenger RNA, 1386 nt
Organism: Verticillium alfalfae VaMs.102
Lineage: Eukaryota; Fungi; Ascomycota; Sordariomycetes; Glomerellales; Plectosphaerellaceae
Product: MOSC domain-containing protein
Exons: 3
Coding region: 1-1386 (461 amino acids)
Molecular function (GO): catalytic activity; molybdenum ion binding; pyridoxal phosphate binding
Source: RefSeq, a predicted model, not a curated record